Messenger RNA from Gigantopelta aegis, 633 nucleotides. RefSeq names its product galactose-specific lectin nattectin-like. Lineage: Eukaryota; Metazoa; Mollusca; Gastropoda; Neomphalida; Peltospiridae. The transcript has 4 exons. Bases 123 to 563 code for a protein of 146 amino acids. The record is from RefSeq and is a predicted model, not a curated record.
CAAGAUACCCCAACGUCAGUCUACGUUUGAUCCAUAUUUAGAUAACCAGCCAAGAGAGUCAAACGCUACAAAAGUACGCAGUUCUCAGUGUUCUAAGUUAGCAAAACUUUCAACAGACUACAAUGAGUUGGCUGUCUGUUAAUGUUUUAUUUGCACUUGCUGUUGGGGCAUUGGCGCAAUGCCCGCUUUACUGGACGCCUCACGAAGAAUCGUGUUACAUUAUUCCGCAGCUCAUGCAAACAUGGACAGCAUCAAUGAGUUUGUGUCAGUUCUAUGGUGGCUAUUUGGCAGAAGUAACAUCGCAGAGUGAAAACAACUUUAUAGUGCAGUUUAUUGAGCAAAGCCACGUUAAGGAGUCGCAACUCUGGAUAGGAGGCAGUGAUAUGCUAGCGGAAGGACACUGGACGUGGACUGACAGAGGAGAUCUGUUACAGUAUCAGCCGUGGGCUUCCAACGAGCCGGACGACCUGGCUGGUCAACACUGCCUGGCUGUCAGCGAACACGGGGAGUGGGAUGACGACACGUGUAGUGCACACAGACACGGAGUGUGCGAGAAAAAGUAAUGUUUUAAAGGCAUACUGUCACGGAUUUAAGGAACUUAUUUGUCUAAAAAUGAAAACCAAAUCUAGCUAU